Cuscuta epithymum is the source of this 4854-nucleotide messenger RNA. The record is from the annotation of a GenBank genome assembly. NCBI's taxonomy places the organism in Eukaryota, Viridiplantae, Streptophyta, Magnoliopsida, Solanales, Convolvulaceae.
UUUAUAAAUCAUCCUAAAAUACGUGAAAAGCUUCUUGGGACACAUAAAAGGGAGUAUGCUUUCCUCAUUUUUUUCUCAUUUUUUUUGUACAACAAUUAAAGUUGGUUUAAUUUGCUGAAAGUUUAAUAAGAUGACUACUCAUUUUGCAACAGGUAGGUUCUAUCUUCAACUCCUUCAAAAUGGCAAUUUGGUGCUGGGAACCAAAACAGUUCCCACCAAUGUAGACUACAAUGCUGUAUACUAUACUAGCCAGGCAAAGUCUGUAUACAAACUGAUAUUCACAGACAAGGGCUCACUCUCCCUACUAAAAACAGACAACACAACAGAAACUCUUAUUUCACUUUCUGACUCCAUAGUCAAGGAAAACUACCUAAGACUAACUCUUAACUUUGAUGGGGUCCUGGCUCUUUACAAGUACCCUAUGGCUUCUUCUGGGGGUAACCAAAAAUGGAUUCCUCAAUGGACUCAGCCAGACAACAUCUGCACCAACAUAACUGGAGAAAAGGGCAGUGGGGCUUGUGGGUAUAACAAUGUCUGCUCACUUGGCUCUGACAAGAGACCCUCUUGUAAGUGCCCACAAAGUUAUUCAUUGGUUGAUCCAAGGGAUGUGUAUGGCAGCUGCAAACCCGACUUUGUUCCGACUUGUGGUGGGGGUUCUUCCUCCAAUGUUAGUUUUGUUGAGGUAAAGGACACAGAUUGGCCCUUAUCUGACUUUGAGCAGAUUAACCCUUCUGAUAUGGAUGAAUGCAGAAGGGCCUGUUUGGAAGACUGUUUCUGUGCUGUUGCCAUUUUCAGAAGCAACAGCUGCUGGAAGAAGAAGUUGCCAUUGUCAAAUGGGCGUGUAGACAAAAGUCUGGGGGCAACGGCUUUCCUUAAAGUACACCAUUAAGUAAAGGCCUCUAAGAUGAUGCUCAUCCAUCAUCCAAUUCUAUGUUUAAUUGGUGAGACUUGAGAGUAUAGGAUGCAGAAAUGCAUUGCAUCCCAUGCAUGAAGCAAUCAUUAGAGGCAUAUAAUUAAGGUAAUAAUUCUAAGAGCUUGUAUCAACAAACUAUUAUCAUAUGGAGUAAUGAAGUAUUGAUAGAAUAUAAUAAUGUGCUCAAGCUUGAAAUAAUGUUAUGGGAGACAUGUGAAACUCAAGUGAGUUUAAUAAGUAUGGCUCGCUCCUUUCAUUUCUAUACACUAGUAUAUCACCCGUGCGAUGCACGGUUUAUAAUUAUUUUGCUAAAUUAAUUGCUGGAAAUAAUUGAAUGGGCCUAAUUGUUACAUAAAAACUUGUAUAAUGUAGCAAGAAUGAUAUAUCCUCAAGAGAUAUGUAAGAUAUAUGAUAAAUAUAUAUUAACAUAGUUGGGCACAUAUUAUAUCACUACAUCAAAAAGAGGAUUAAGCAUUUGUAAAAUGUUGGGAAAUACUAAAGAAAUUAAUAAAGAUAAUAACAUUACAUAAAUGACUAUAAUAUAACCCUACACAUUGUUGAACACUUCCUUGAAAACAACAUUUUGAGUCAUAUCUGACUAUCUGUGGUGCCUCCAUCCGGCCUCAUCACAAAUUAAAAUUUUCAGACCCCGACGAUUGGUAACCCUUGAAACCGCAACAUACAAUUGGCCGUGGGUAAAGACUGGUUUUUUUAUAACAAUCCUACACGUGACAAUGAUUGACCUUGACUUUUAUUCAUAGUCAUAGCAUAUGACGUCAUAAUAGGAUACUGGUGUACCCCGACGAUUUGGUACGCCAGACAAGUUGAUGCUAUUCAGGAAUUCUAAUUCUGGUGUAUGUAUACAAUUCGGUCAUCAAAUCGGUUGUGCAAUCUACUUUUGAAACGCUGUCUGAACUACGAUAGGUUCUCGAAAUCUCACCAACAUUGAGUGAUGUCAUGUAGUCAUUGGUGACCUCAACAACAGCUAGUGUGGGUGCCAACAUUGCAUGGUCACGCAAACAACUUAUAUUUUUUGUUGAUUCAACAUACUCUGGGAAGAUGCUCUGAACAAUUACAGCAAUAAGAUCUUUAUCUGUGCGUUUUAACAGAUCUUCAUGAAUAGAGAUCUUCAGGAAUGAAGAUAUUAGCAUGACCAUCAUUACUAUCACCCGUGCGUUGCAGGUCAUAUAAUUUUUUGUUAUAAAUUUUAUGUUUAUGUAUGUAAACAAAAAAGGAUAAAUUUUACAAUUAAAAAGGUAUUAUAUAUUAGUUUGUAAUUUAUAAUAGUAUAAAGAAAAAAUAAUAAAUAAUUAUGACUCAUAUAAGGCCAUUGUAGUACAUUAUAUUAUGAGCCUGUUUGGUAAUAUGAAAAUUGGACAGCCACCCUGUUUAUAACGUUCUUCCAAAAAAUCCAUUAAUAUCACUUUUCUAAAAAUCCAUAAAUAUCGUUUUUCUAAAAACGUCUAGAACCGAAUGGAUAUUGGAUUAAAUGUCCUUCAAAAGUUCCUAAUUUUCUUUCAAGAACUGAAUGAACUCACCCCUACAUUUUUCUUCAUAAGAUGAUAUGGCAAAAAAUCACUUUUUAGAACUAUUCACACUGUUUUCUUUGAUUACAUUUUAUUAAUUAAUGUAUUGAUGAAUUAUUCAAAAAUAUAUUUUCUAAAUUUGUAUUAUUCUAAUUUUUCAAAAUUUGUUUUUUAAUAGUUUUUACUAAUAGAGAAUUAUAUAUUCAAAUGGUUAAAGCUACGCAUCGACGAACGUGCAAAGUGAACCGUUGCGCUUAUUUAAGAACAAAUGAAGUAUAACCUAAAUUAACCCAUUUUUUUACGGCCCAAACCUAUUUACACUAUAAGCUACACUCCAGUCUUAUCUAAAAAAUAAUUUGAAAGUAUACACUAUUAUACAUUUUUUUUUAAAUUUAUCCUUCAUUCUAUCAUAUUAUUUCAUUAUUUUUCAUCAUAUGCUCAAUAAUUUAUAUCUCUGCCUUUAUUCAUCAUCCCACUCACUUUAAAAGUUAAUGGAUCUUUGUGUUAUGGAGCUUGUAUAAGGUUGAAGUGUUGAACCAUGGGCUUGUUAUUUUAAAAAGAAAGUGAUAUUCCCUUCUCUCCCAUUGGACUUAACCAACUUUCAUUUAUUAUUUGUCCGAAACAAUUUUGACACUUCCUUUUAAAGUCAUGAAUUUAUGGCUCUAUUUCUUUUUCAUCUCUAUAAAUCUUAAUCACGCAAUUUUUAUUAUUUUAAUUUCACAACUAACAUUAACUUAAAAAGUUUAGUGAGGCAGAAUUAGUAUUUUUUUUACUCCGUAGUAAAUAAAAAAAGAAAAGUUAAUGAAUUACGGGGUUAGGAGUACAUUUUAAAGUGAUUGAUUUAUGUGGAAUUUCCAGAACCAAGGGAAGGAGCACCUACAUUUUAAAAUGGUAGAUUUAUCUGGAAUUUCCGCAACCUACUUUGCUUCUAAUUAGCCUUUUACCAAAAAACCCCACCAACUUCAAUUUUCACACCCCGUCUGUACUCAUCUCUUCUCCCUAAUUUCCCAUCACCGUCCAUUUUUUUCUCCCUUCACAUCCUUACCAAUUCCCAAACUUGUACUCAGAUUUUACAAACUCGGACCUUCUUGCCACAUGCAAAGUAAUUUUCUCCCAAUUUCAUAUUGGGAUCAAAGUUUGAGGUUAAGAAGUGUCCAGACAGAUUUGCACAAUCCAAGAGGAUCUAGACUACAAAUAAUUAGCAUGGCGGACUGUAAAUAGCUGUCUAUGUAUCUGCAGAAACACCCAUUAAUUAAUAGCUGGCUUAUCUUCCUCUAUGCACAGGUAUCCAUAACUUUUAUUCUUUGUUGUUGUGUCGAGAAACAUCUUUACUUUGCUAGCCAACAUAUUCAUAGUGUUUAACUUGAAAGGAUUUGAGGCCAUGCAAUUUACUCCGUAAUUUAAAAAAAAAUGCUAUUUCCAAAUUCUUUUAUUAGUCAUCUAUCCGUUUCUUUAAAUUUGUUCUUAAUAAUUUUUUUUAUGAAUCUUCUAUCUCUUAAAAAUCUUUAAUGGUGUUUAAAAAUCUUCUUUUUCAUAAACUUACGGGUACUUGUGUGUUAAAACUUUACACAUACAUAUGAGGAGUAUAUGACAAACAUGUAACCACUUCAUUGGCAUGUCUAUGACGUGCAACUCUGGGAUUUCAACCUCGAACGCUGCAGUCUUCUUGAAGAAACGUAGUCUGUACGCACUUGUAGUUGUUUUGAAGUACAUGCGAUUUUCCUCGACCAUAAAAUUCUCCACAGCAAAUAUCCGACUUUUCCUAAAUCCUAAACAUGUUAAAGAAUUUGCCCAUGGAUUUUUGACCCGCCCUAUUGUUUUCAAAAUCAGGGAGUCAAGUAUAAUGAAAUUAAAUUAUAAGAGAAGGAAACAAAGACGAAACACAGUUCAUGACUACCUCCUCAUCGUGAAAUAUAACCUCCGCCCAGGUUGUCCUGCUUUAGAGAUUUUUUUUUAUUGCUAUGCGGUAUUACAGCGGAACUUGAGAACGAUACAAAAAAAAUGAAUCUGGAGCUGUGCUUUUAUACUGCAACAUGUAGGUGCGGUUUGCCAAAAACAGCAUGCCCCAUACGUCGUUACUGUUUGCCCGCCCCUUUCUUCCAAUAGAAAGCCGGCCAGCAAACAUCAGAUCAAAAAUUUUAUACACAGUAGCCACCACAAUAUUAACCAAUAGGAACCCUCAAUUCUUUUGGUUACUAUGCCCACCUCAAUCCUCAGCCAAUAGGAUUGGCGUUCCCAGAAAAAAUCAAGUGGCACCCGAACCCAUAACUUGCAAUACAUUCCCUGGAUUUAUUAUCCCUUAAAGGAAUUAAAAAAUGAACACAUGAAGUUGACGGUUCUGGGCGGGAAGAUUGUGCAUCGAAAUUCUUUUCCUUUUAGAUAAGAAUAGAUUUUUACGAAGUACUUUGUAUUUAU